AUCCGCUAUGCCGGUGCUGCCGACAGCUCAGUUCAGUUUAUCUUCUAUCAGCCUAUUAUUCAUCGAUGGAGGGAAACCGAUUUUUUUCCCUGUUCAGCAUCCUGUGGAGGAGGUUAUCAACUGACAUCUGCUGAGUGUUUUGAUCUGAGAAGCAACCGAGUAGUAGCAGAUCAAUACUGUCACUAUUAUCCUGAAAAUAUCAAGCCAAAGCCAAAACUUCAAGAGUGUAAUCUGGAUCCUUGUCCUGCGAGUGAUGGAUACAAGCAGAUCAUGCCCUAUGACCUCUACCACCCCCUUCCUCGAUGGGAAAGUACACCCUGGACUGCCUGUUCCUCAUCCUGUGGAGGGGGCAUUCAAAGCCGCAGCGUCUCGUGUGUGGAAGAAGAUAUUCAGGGGCAUAUCAGCCCUGUGGAAGAAUGGAAAUGCAUGUAUACUCCAAAGAUGCCUGUAGUCCAGCCUUGCAAUAUAUUUGACUGCCCAAAGUGGCUUGCUCAGGAAUGGUCUCCGUGCACUGUGACCUGUGGAGAGGGACUCAGAUACCGUGUGGUCCUUUGCAUUGAUCACAGGGGGAUGCACACAGGAGGCUGUAGUCCUAAAACAAAGCCACAUAUAAAAGAGGAAUGCAUUGUACCUACUCCUUGCUACAAACCCAAAGAGAAACUUCCCAUGGAAGCAAAGUUGCCGUGGUAUAAGCAGGCUCAAGAGCUGGAGGAUGGAGCAGUGGUGUCUGAAGAACCAUCGUAA
This is a messenger RNA of Apaloderma vittatum (bar-tailed trogon), 744 nucleotides long. RefSeq names its product ADAMTS-like protein 1. Lineage: Eukaryota; Metazoa; Chordata; Aves; Trogoniformes; Trogonidae. The annotation marks the transcript as partial. The record is from RefSeq and is a predicted model, not a curated record. Gene Ontology annotation, cellular component: extracellular matrix. The transcript is spliced from 6 exons. Gene Ontology annotation, biological process: extracellular matrix organization. Gene Ontology annotation, molecular function: metalloendopeptidase activity.